GCAGUCUGACAGGCUGCUGCUACUGCUGCUAAUGCUGUUGCUGAUGGUAGUGGUGGUGGUGGUGGUAGUGGUGAACGUAACGAUUCGAUAAAACGACAAUUUCAAUAAAUCGAACCUUUUUUUUUUAGCGCUUUUUCUCUUACCUAAUGACAAGGUAAAAAAAGAAUAUAUAUAAGACGCUAUAAUAUAUAUCUAUAUAUAUAUAACAUAAUUAUACAAGAGUGUUCAGUUUUGGAGAAGUAUGCUGAACAGAGAGAUAAAUAUUUCGUCGUUGUCAUUGAUAUCGACGAUUAAUAAAAAGAAGCUCAUUAUGAGGAUCACUAUGAGGACAAGUAAAAGGAGGAGGAUAACAACGUGGAAGUUGUUGCACCAGGUGAAGUGGGCCGAGAUUAUUUUGGGUCUUCCCGAUGGAAUGCGAGCAGCCGAUCGAACGGCACCACGACAACGACUCGUCGACGACGAAGGCGACCACCUUUCGUGUUUUCCCGCGUAAUUUGCCAAAGACCAAAGACCACGGACUGACGGACAGCGGCGGUGGAACCGAGGCGGCGGCAACGGCGGGUAAUAAUAAUUACACGCCAACGAACCCAACAACUGCCCAACAACAAAAUAUAUAUAUAUAUCUAUAUAUUUUUGACCAAACAUUUAACAAACGAGGAACCUAAACCCAUUGGUUAUUGGCUCUUCUAUAUUUUUCUUUCCAUUUUGUUUUUUUCUUCCAAGUCUUCUUGUAACUCUGUCUUUUUUUAUUUAUUUUCCUUUUUUGUUUUUAUCAAAUUAACUAACCUACUAUCUAAUACAAUCCUGACCAUUUAAAAAAAGACUUUCGAACAAUCUUCGAACAUUUACCCCUCCUCUCUUCUAAAUAUAUUUUUUCUUUUCCUUUUAUUUGUUUUUUUCUUUUCUUUUGGUACAAAAAAGAUACGCAACACUUAACGUUAGCAGAUUAAAACGGAUCAUUAUUACCACUUAAGCGAUCAGAACUGACGACAAAAUAUCCCGUUAUCCUCCUAUAACGAAAAUUUAAAAUAUGGAUUGCUGCAAUUACGUCGAAGCGUACACCCCUGGCAAUCAUUUUUAUCAACAACAACAACAACAACAACAACCACAACAACAUCAUCAUCAACAACAGCAACUGCAACAACAACAACUGCAACUGCACCAGCAACAACAACAACAACAACAACAACAUCAGCAGCAACAACAGCAAGCCUACUUUUGUUACAACAAUGCUAGUGUUGCUCCAUACGCGAAUUAUGGUACCGCACCGAUCUCGAACAUGCUCGAGACUAAUGCACGUUACAAUCCUGCUGUUGUGCCAGCUGCUUAUCAUCCGACAGAUUAUGUCUAUAAUCCAAAAGAGGCUAGAAUGCGAAAAGCUAUGCGCGAGCAAAGCAGAGAAUCCUCGAGACGUUCGAUAGUUCAGAAUACGAUCGGGAAUUCACAGAAGAAUCAUCUUGGAUCUUCUUCAACGUCAACAUCAACGACGACUACGAUUACAACGACGAAAACCACAACACCACCGCCUCCACCACCACUACCACCACCACCACCCCCACUACCAACAUCAUUAACAACAACGACGACUACUACGUCAUCUUCUUUGACUGAAGAAUUCUUAAAUCAACAACCACAACAUAGGAAUCAUCAUCAUCAUCACCAUCAUCAUCAUCAUCUUGAUUGUGGUUCUUCAGGAUUAUCAAACAAUUAUCAGACAGUUCAUUUCAUUGAUCAUACACCACGUCAACAGCAUCAACUUGCUGAUCAUCCUGCUGAUCGGUCAAUGAUGCCACCAGAAUCUUGGUGUCCAGCUAUAGUAAAUGAUUCACGUUCUAAAUGUGGGUACAAUGAAAGAGGAACUGAAUGGUAUACCACCGGUGGUGUUAACGACGUUAACGUUGAUCAAAGAUCACGACUCGCCAUGCAACAACAUCAACUUAUUUUUCAACAACAACAGCAGCAACAGCAGCAACAACAACAACAACAACAACGACAACAACAGUUUCUUUUGGGCAAACAACCGAUAGAUAUUAUCAGUUAUCGUGCUGCAGCCGCUGCUGCUACUGUUGCAGCUGCUGCUAAUCUUGAAAGAGAAAUGAUUAGACGUCAACAAAUGAUUGCGAAUUAUCAAUUAACUGAAUUCCCUGAUAAACAAAAGUGGAGUCCUUAUCAGAAUACCUCCCAUAUGCAUCAUCAUCAUCAUCAUCAUCAACAACAACAACAACAACAACAACAACAACAACAGCAGCAACAACAACAACAACAACAACAACAACAACAUACAAGAACGAUCCAAUUGCCUACCCCACCUCAAAUUGCUAUACCUUAUAAUGGCAGACAGGAAACAACUGCUCAAGGAACUUGGGGUCAUUUCAGCAGUCACAAUUUGCCUACUUAUGUUCCUGGUGUUAUUCGUAACGUUACGAUGCACGGAAUACGUCAGGCCAUAUUUUUGCGAGACAAUACGUCCAAUAGGCAAGAAUUUACUGAUAAUCAAUCGCAAAUACCACCUUACGUUUCACGAAAACGCGAACUCUGUGACAAUUCUAAUCAAUCUUAUCCGACAACGGAGAAUCAGAUACCCGUAGAAACAUCUACAUCGGCUAGUAUGAUUCAGCCUAGAAAGUGUGAGAUCGUUAAAGAAAUGAAAUGGCAAUCUAAUCCCGUGUCAAGUCCAAGGAUUUUCAAUGGAUUAUUAAUUCCAGCGACGAUGACAUCAAAAAGACCAAGGGAUCAAGAAAAGGAUUAUUACGAUCGUAAUUCCUCCGAGAGUUUCGAAUCUAAGAAACCAAAUUUAACUCAACCCUUGCCAGGAUUUCAUCAAGCAUUUGGUUCAACGGAGAUUGGAAAAUUCUCGAGAUCGGAAUAUUUUGCUAACAUGGUUGGCGAGAAGAGUAAUMAUAAUAAUAAUAACAAUAACAAUAACGAAGUAAUAGAAGAAGAGGAUAAUAAAAAAGACGACGUAAGUCGGAUGAUAAUGAACGUGUCGGAAAUGAAUGGCACGGUUUUACCUAUGAUAAUGACGACGAUGAUGACGACGACAACAACAACGACAACGACAACUUCAAAUUCUAAUUCAACGAACUUCGAUGACAAAGAUGUUAAACUUAAAAGUGAAAUUGUGGAAAACAAUGAACCGUCAAAUGAAACGUCGAGUUUUGACGUUGCCGUCGUUGAAUCAAAUGUCAAUACUUUCCCAACGUCGUUGUCAUCUUCAUCGUCAUCCUCGUCGUCGUCAUCUUCUUCGUCAUCGUCAUUGUCGUCAUUGUCAUUAAUGUCAACCGAUGCUUAUUGCGGACAACAAACCAUUGUUUCGUCUUGGCACAGUCCGCACGUCGGUCCUGUAGGUAGUGAAAUUUAAUAAGUGUAUAUUAUUCAAUCAAACAAAAACAAAUAAACAAAAGAGGUUGCGAUAAAUAA
Polistes dominula (European paper wasp) is the source of this 3420-nucleotide messenger RNA. RefSeq lists its product as uncharacterized. Lineage: Eukaryota; Metazoa; Arthropoda; Insecta; Hymenoptera; Vespidae. The record is from RefSeq and is a predicted model, not a curated record.